AUGUCAGACUUCUUUCUCGCUGAUAUCGAGAAACACGAUGGCACGCCGACGCGCCCGCUGAUGUCCUGGACCGAAAAAUAUCUCCAGGCAAUGCAGCUUAUGGCAGUGACUGAGGAACAAGUCAUCCGGAAUUUCCCAGCCUUCCUCACCCGCACUGCGCGUCGCUGUUGGGAAGGUCUCACGGCCGCCCAAAAGCAGGGCCAACCACUACCGGUCCUCAAGAACUGGGCCACAGCGGUGAGAGCUCUACGAAGCCGACGAGAAGAAGCCACGUCCCUCUUGGAAGAGAAGAAGUUUAAAAAAGGCGACGACCUGAAUAAGUUCGCCGAGGAGAUUUCUGCCCUUGUGGAAGCGCUUAGCUCGGAUGAGGCCUGGGACUCUGAGAACGAAGCGAAGGAAGAAGUACGCCAACAAGAACUCGACGCCGCUGUCGUCUCCGCUGUCUAUGGAGACAACUACAACCAUCGACGAGGCAGAGGGAACAACCGACCCCGAUACAAUCAACAAUUCAACGGAUACCGAGGACGCGGACAAGGACGAGGCGGAUACCAAGGAAACAACUAUUCCCAAAACUACCAAGGAGGAAACAACCAGCAAGCCUGGAAUAGCAACCGCGGAUAUCAAGGACAACGGGGAUACAAUUUCCAAAACAACUUCCGAGGAAACCGAGGACAACGCGGCAAUAACCACAACUUCAACUUCAGCAACAGAGGGAACUACAACGGCUACCAGAACAACUACCGCAACAACAACGGAGCCGUAAAUGCUGUAGACCAACAAGAUGCCCGAUACGGAGACAACGUAGUCUUCGUGAAUGGAGACAAUAUCCACGCCAUUUUCGACGAUUUGCAAAUUGAUGAGCACCAACAAUCCGACUCUGAACUUUACGACAACCAAAUCCAGGAAGAACUACAAGCCGCCGAACCAAUUGGAGAAGAAGAAGACGACGAGAGACCACAUCCCGAGGACGAAUACGGAUUCGAAAAUAUGCACGAUGCCGAUUUGACCGGAAACUACGAUGAGGAUCAGGAACACCACGGAGAUAACCCGCCGCCAACCAGAAAAAUCGAGAUCUUACCCCAGGGAAAUCUGCAAGUGAAAAUCGAAAGCACCCAAGAAGCUGAAAUCGAGGAUGGAUUCGAAAUGGGAGCACCGGAACCCACAAAUGUGACCAAAAAGUCGAUGAAGAAGAGGAUGAACAAGACCAACAAAAACAAGCAGAUCCAGAAGAAUGGGAAAGCCAAGACGGAAGACGAGACGUCAAGCACGAGCCGGAACACGAACGGAAGGACCAGCAUUUGGUCGAGGGUGACCUUUAUGGCCAUUCUCGCCACGCUGAUCGCACCCGGAAUGCCACUGGAAGUCACUAAUUGCGAACGCACCGGACCCCCGACGAUGAUGGAACUACCGAAGCUACCAAACUGCAAUAUGCGCCUUUCCAAGAAAUUCCCAGCCAAGAUCUAUGAGGCACAUACGACACUCAAGAAAUCCAAAGCGUUCGAAUGCCAAAGCGAAGCAAUUAGCAUUUGCCGGAGCUCAUUCCUCAAAAUGACCGAGACGACCACUGCCUCUCGAACAAAAGCAACAAUAAUCACAGCCGAAGCUUGCCGGAAAGCCACUACAGAGGGAAAGAUUGAAAAUUUGGUGCUGACGAAGAACCAAAACCUCUGGACAACUGAAACGGAAGAGAUGCCAAGUCUACCUUGGUUCGGAGAGACCUGCAAGACGAUCAACAAGUUCAAAAUCCGCGAGGGAAACGCAUAUUUACUGGAUCCAAAUCAAAUAACUCUAACCGUAGGAGUUGGAAUGGCGUCACCAAACAUCACGGAAGUCAGAAAUGGGGACUCAAUCACGGUAUGGGAACAAAUCGUACCCGAAGACUGUCACCUCGAGUUCCUUACUUUUGAAAUGGUCGAAACCAAUUUCCAAACGAUGUGGCUCCCAGAGCUAAAGGUCAUCGUACCGGACGAUUCACCAGCGAAAAAGCAGAAGAAGCGAGAUACCGGAGCCAAAAAUGGGGACUUGACGUUCACAUUCGACCCAUCACUAGAACCGAAGGAGAACCUUCGACAAAUGUGGAAUUUGUUGACAACGAUGGUGAAUAGCUCAACAGCCGCAAACAGCAAUUUGAGAGCGGAAAUGAAGAAAAUAACGACGCUAAACACGGCACUUCGAAACAGAAUCGACGAUCUACAAAUGGAACAAAGACUGGACGACAUGGAGAAGAAGAUCAACACCUUGAAGAACAAGACCCAAGAACAACUAACUGUGAAAAAUCCGGAGAUCGAACAAAUGAAGGCGGAAAUCGAGAAAAUCAAGCUGAACACCAAGACCAACGGAGGCAUCGAUAGCUACGCUCAAGCUACUCUACAAUCCGCACUGGAAAAAAUGCGAACACAAAUCGAGGAACUCAAGACGAAAAAUGGCCAACAGGAGGACGAAUUUCAAACUGAAUGCCGAACACAACAAAACGAGCUGCAAAGACUUCAAACAAGAAUGCUGAUCAACCCGACCCAGGCCAUACGAGAAGCCAUGGGGAAGCCGAAUCUCGUUGCACAGAAGAUCGAUCAAAGCCGGCUUUUGAUUAUGGAGUGUGAAACACUGUCCAUUGAAGAAUCCCAGCUACUCAAAUCUCAUCGACUGAAUGACACGAGCUGCUUCGAAGAAAUCCCGGAUAUCUACAACAGGACAAAAGCUUCCGGAGAAGAACUCUUGGACACGGUCCAAAACCGCACCUUAUCCGUCGUCGACCGCGUAGGUGAAAAGACAAAAGAUGCGAUUGAUGGUACAAAAGUAUUAAUCAACGACACGAUGGAUGAGAUCAGAGGAUGGGCAUCGAAAAUAUUUUGGUGGAUUGGAAUACCUCUCAUCUGCAUCAUAUUCAUCGUUGGAGGAAUCUUCUUUUACUUCAAAAUAUGGCUGAUCCAGACAUCAACCGAAGGACUGACAUCGAUCGUUAGAAGAAUUCUGCCAGCGCAGAUUAGCUCAAUCACGGAACAGGAAGCUCAAAACCUUCCUUUAUCCCGAAUCAAUGCAAUCCUCAACAACACCGUCGAAACAGAAUCAGAUGAGGAACCAGAAAAAAUUGUCCGAAGCAAGAGGAAGCACCGAAAAUGGAAAGGUACCGGCACACCACAGGAUUUCCGAGCGGAAUGGAGACGAAUCGCUACUACAGUCGCCGUCGUCGCGAGCCUAUCGACGGCAUCAGCACUACCAAUUGUCGGACUUCAUCUGGAUGGACACCAG
Mesorhabditis spiculigera is the source of this 3246-nucleotide messenger RNA. The record is from the annotation of a GenBank genome assembly. NCBI's taxonomy places the organism in Eukaryota, Metazoa, Nematoda, Chromadorea, Rhabditida, Rhabditidae.